Messenger RNA from Pseudovirgaria hyperparasitica, 3546 nucleotides. RefSeq names its product AMP deaminase. Gene Ontology annotation, cellular component: cytosol. The coding region runs from base 109 to 3363 and encodes 1084 amino acids. The transcript is spliced from 4 exons. Gene Ontology annotation, molecular function: AMP deaminase activity. NCBI's taxonomy places the organism in Eukaryota, Fungi, Ascomycota, Dothideomycetes, Acrospermales, Acrospermaceae. The record is from RefSeq and is a predicted model, not a curated record. Gene Ontology annotation, biological process: AMP metabolic process; IMP salvage.
GGGCCAUCUAAGAUUACCCGCCGCCUAGACCGUUACUUUACCCCGAAGUUCUUCGUGAGCAGCAACAUCGUGGUUAUUAAUAUCGUGAGCACUUUACUAACGUACUCAAUGCCUCUAGACCAGAUUCCAGUGUCUGGUGUGCUCUCAGCCGACGACUCGCCGCAUCUCCAACGGGCAAACAGCGCUAUCGACGACGGCCCUCUCUUCGACGAUGACCUUGACCGCUAUGAAUCUACUGCUCACAGCGGGUCUCAGGCAUACGACAGCGACCGCUACUUUGAUCAUGGUACUCUUGAGGAUGACGUAAGAGCUGCAAAACCGGAUGACGAUGAAUCUGGAUCCAUAGUAGACGAACAUUCCAAGACAAUUUUGCUACCUCGCGACAAACGAUUCAAAACUGCCCUAUAUGAUCACAUGUCAGAGAAACAGGUGGGACAUGCCGAAGCAAAGCUCUUCUAUCAGCGUCAUCGACUGGAAAGUCAAUAUACAGGUGGUAGUGCUUGGUCGCAAGACGGGACGAGUCCCGUCAUUCGCGCAAAGACGUUCCCAGCUAAUUGUGGCGAUGAUCACGGUCAUGCAGACAGCCUCAGAUCUCAGCCAAGCACACAAAGCUUAGCACAUAGUGUCUCGAAUUAUAGAUCUGCAUUGCCGUUAGACGUUGCCAGGAGUGACCGAUUCGGUAUCGAUGUUCAAGCAGGUGGUGUCGAUUCCACUCUUGACGGCCCUUCUGGACGUUCGCUAUGGCACGAGAAUGGACCAUCGAUACGUGUAGAAGCCCACGCUCGCGACCAUGCUCAUCAUUCAGCACUCCCUCACGAGCACAAGCUAAUGCUGGGCACUGAGGGUAUCCACGGCGCAGGUGCUGGUGUAGGUAUCGGCAAUGGUCCCUUGGGCUUCGCCAGUGAUGACUCCACUGUUACUGCCGAAUUGAGUCAAGUGUUCACGAACAUUCAGCAAGUCCUUGAUCUCCGUCAUAAGUACAUGAGAUUGUCUCUACAGCGCUCAUUCGACAAUCCAAAGGAUGACCCAGGUUGGCAAAUCUAUCCACCCCACCCAGAACCCGUGUGGGAUGGUGUCAAAGGACGGUCGGGAACCAAUGCGUUGAAUAGCAUGUCGAACAGCGUGAGUCUAGACGAGCCACAGAAGUCAAAGCCUUCAAGAAAAAUAGGCUUUGACAUUGGUGAAGAUUUCGAAUUAGAAGACUGCAAGCCAUUUCCAGGCCCAUCAGAGAUGAUGUUCCGUAUGGAUGCAGGCAGCGUCUACCAAGUAUACGAGAAUUCGAAGUCAGCAGAACUCGAUAGCCCAAUCAUACACAUACCAACUUUGCGCGAAUACUACAUGGAUCUCGAUCAAAUUCUGCAUAUAUCCUCUGAGGGCGCGAACAAAAGCUACGCUUAUCGUCGCCUUUCGUACCUGGAAGGCAAAUUUCACUUAUACUCGCUCGUGAACGAAUAUCAGGAGGUUGCAGACAGCAAGAAAGUACCACACAGAGACUUUUAUAACGUCCGAAAAGUUGAUACCCAUGUCCAUCACUCCGCUUGCAUGAAUCAGAAACAUCUGCUUCGCUUUAUUAAAUCAAAAAUGAAGAAAUCUCCAGAUGAGAUCGUGCUACACAGAGACGGGAAGCACCUCACUCUCAAAGAAGUGUUUGAAAGUAUAAACUUGACUGCGUAUGAUCUUAGCAUUGAUACUUUGGACAUGCAUGCACAUACGGACAGCUUCCACCGUUUUGAUAAAUUCAAUCUUAAGUACAACCCUAUUGGUGAAUCACGUCUGCGUACCAUCUUCCUAAAAACGGAUAAUCUGAUCAAAGGACGUUAUCUCGCCGAGAUCACCAAGGAGGUCAUAUCAGAUUUGGAGGCAAGUAAGUAUCAGAUGGUUGAAUGGCGCAUUUCAAUCUACGGCCGUGCGCCAGACGAGUGGGACAAGCUUGCGGCUUGGGUUGUCGAUAACAAGUUGUUCUCCCCCAAUGUGCGUUGGCUGAUACAAAUCCCGCGGCUCUACGACGUGUACAAAUCGACUAGAUUGAUGGAGGACUUCCAACAAGUCAUUGUGAACAUCUUUAAGCCUCUCUUCGAAGUCACCAAGGAGCCAGAAAGUCACCCUAAACUACAUAUAUUCCUGCAGCGUGUAAUCGGCUUCGACAGUGUUGACGAUGAAAGCAAACCUGAGCGUCGACUUUACAAGAAGUUUCCAGCGCCAUCAGAGUGGAAUACCAGCCAGAAUCCACCAUACAGUUAUUGGAUCUAUUUCCUUUUCGCGAAUAUCGCAUCGCUCAAUGUUUGGCGGAAGCAGAGAGGGUUCAAUACUUUCCUGUUACGACCGCACUGUGGAGAAGCUGGCGAUACAGACCAUUUGGCAGCAGCUACCAUAUGCUGUCAUAGCAUCAGCCAUGGCCUUCUGCUCAGAAAAGUACCUUUUUUGCAAUACAUAUUCUAUCUGGAUCAAAUUGGGAUCGCCAUGUCUCCCCUCAGUAACAAUGCUCUAUUCCUUGCGUAUGAAAGGAAUCCUUUUCACUCAUACUUCAAAAGGGGACUCAACGUGUCUCUAUCUACGGAUGACCCUCUUCAGUUCGCUUUCACGAAGGAGCCUUUGAUCGAAGAAUACUCCGUCGCAGCCCAGAUCUAUAAGUUGAGUGCUGUUGAUAUGUGCGAGUUGGCAAAGCACUCAGUUGAACAGAGUGGUUUUGAGCACAUCAUCAAGCAACGCUGGUUGGGCAGCAACUAUCAUCUUCCAGGGGUACUUGGUAAUGAUGUUGCGAAAGUGAAUGUCCCUCAGAUACGCGAAGCCUACCGGCACGAAACUUUGAUGCAGGAGUUUGCGAUGAUCAAUCGAUACAGCAUACACAAGAGCGACACCCUCACAGCAGCCGCGCUACCUCAGUCCCCUCCUCUCAGCCAGACGCCACAAUCACCCACUAUCUCGAUGCAUAACAAUCCUUCCGCAAAUGUCCCGGCUGAUAGUUCACUAUCACAAUUCGUCAAUCUACCCCCAAGCUCAUACAAUGCUCCCCUUGCCCAGGUGCAAGCUGCACGCAUGAAUCAUACUAUACCUUUGGCUGAAGUUCACAAUACUACAAACUCGCCGAAGUCUCCACAGAGCGCUACCUAUCAGCACAACCGCCUUGAUCGUUCAUCGACAGUGGUCUUACCCACGCUAUCAUCGGACAUCGGUAUGCCUGUCCCGUCUCGUUUGGACGGCACUGAGCCACGCAUGUUUCCAGGUGUGGUAAGCAGGCAUCGCAAGAGUAGCGCACAACAAACUUCCAGUGGAGCACUACCCAAUCGAGAUGGAGACUGCCAUGGUGCUAUAACUUCUCCGAACGGGUCUCUGGACGACGAAUGUGUCGUUCCAGACGACUAGGCCCUAUGAUGACCCGAAUCCCUGCCUGGUAUUACCGCUUUUCGUCAUUUGGGUGGGCAAUUAUCCCCUCCUAUGUCCUGUAGUAUAAAAGGUAUAGUUUAGUCUAUUAAAUGUACUUAAUAGAUUACUAGUCUACGAGAAUAUAUAGAAAUGUAAAUAAGUACUUAUAUACUAAUAUAGUCU